This is a messenger RNA of Ostrea edulis (European flat oyster), 3987 nucleotides long. Its product is annotated as UPF0193 protein EVG1 homolog. The coding region runs from base 2745 to 3434 and encodes 229 amino acids. The record is from RefSeq and is a predicted model, not a curated record. Lineage: Eukaryota; Metazoa; Mollusca; Bivalvia; Ostreida; Ostreidae. The transcript is spliced from 7 exons.
CACUAGUUAGAUCCGGUUUUAGUGCCGUCUAUAUACAUUCCACUAGUUAGAUCCGUUUUAGUGCUGUCUAUAUACAUGUGCAUUGCACUAGUUAGAUCCGGUUUUAGUACCGUCUAUAUACAUGUGCAUUACACUAGUUAAUUCCGGUUUUAGUACCGUCUAUAUACGAGGGUUGUUCGAUGUGUAAUGUGUAUUGUACCACAGCACGAUAACGCUUUGCACGAUUUCGUAGAUGAUGAUACUCUUGAAUAGCUCUAUUCAAUGCAAGGUGAAGAUAACGAACAGUGAUCAAUCUCAUAACUCCUACAAGCAAUACAGAAUAAAUAGUUGGGCAAACACGGACCCCUGGACACACCAGAGGUGGGAUCAGGUGCCUAGGAGGACUAAGCAUCCCGUUGACCGGUCACAUACCUUUCCACGGUAUAAACACGAGCCUUCAGCUCCACAUAAUUUUAAACUUAUCGUCAUUUCAAUAGACCCAGUCGUUGACCACUGUUGUAAAAAUGGUUGGGAAACGGUUUGAGAAUAUUGAAAAAAAUUAGAGCUUAUAUAAAAGUUAACACAAAACUCGGUCAUUCGGUAAAGCAGACUUUUACUGAAUCGGGGGAAGUUUAUGGGUCUGAUAAGGUAUUUUAUAAGACAGUUUGUACAUGUAGGUGGAGAAAGAAAUUUCUGACUGGCACAGAGUCCGUCAAAGAUGCAGCAAAAUUUGGCCGACCUGUGGCUGUAACAGACAAGGCAAAAAUCAGGGAAAUAAUUGAAAGUGAUGACAGAUCUAUACACGAUUCGUGAUAUUGCUAAAGUUGUUGGUAUUCUAGUAUAUCGCUAUUGCGGGUGCAUUUCAUUUUUAAAAGUGUAUUUUGAAAGUACGAGAGAUUCUGGCCAGAUGGAUACCGCAUAUAUUGACAGAUGACCAAAAACGGGUACGAGUACAAACCGCUAAGCAAUUACUCACAAUGUUUCCCAAAUUCAAUGAAAGACAAUUUGCAAACAUUGUUACUGGUGACGAAACAUGGGUUCACAAUUUCGAACCAGUAAGAAAAAUUGGAAACAAAAUAUGGCUAAUUAAACACGGUAGAAGGCCUGUAGUUUCCAAAAGAACCAUAAGCACUGUGAUGGUAUAGCCGUACAAUUUCCGGUGCCGAAGAACAAAGGUGUUACAGGUAGGUAUUAUCGAGAUGUUCUACUAAAGAAGCUCUCAAGAAAUAUUAUCACGAACGACGCCCUGUGUCAGCUCUAGCCCCAUGCGACUUUUUCCUUUUUACAAAACUUAAAAAGUUCUUAUCUAGUCGUCGCUACAAGUCCCGACAAGUCUUUGACUCAGCCAGCAGUCCGUGCCUCAGAGGUCUACCUAAAUCAGCGUACCGUGACGCAUUUCAGAAAAUUGAUUCAGAGAUUGAAAUUAUGUAUUUCAAACCGCGGAGAAUACUUUGAAGGGAUGUAUUGUUCAUUUCACUAUUUGAGUCGAAUCUUUUGAGAUAUCGUACUAUACACAUUACAUAUCGAACGACCCUCGUAGUUAUAUCCUAUUCCCAAGACGAUGCAAUAUAUACAUACAUACAUACAACACCCUUUUACUCCCUGGUUCUUUAUUGUUUGUAACCAAAGUUCUCUUUGAGCCUUGGGGCAUCUAUACCUGUGUGGUCACUUACAGACAUGUGAUUAAGGUCAGGUGGUUUUCUAAACCAAUAGUUACUUAUUCUAUUUUCCCGCUAUUUAAAAAGUCCCUAGUCUUUGUUCAUACCAAAGUCAGACUUCAGACAACUCUCCGAGAGGAAGGACUAUGUUUUAUAUUGAGUAUAACUUAAAAUAGAAUUGAAGAUCUGGACAUUAUGGACAUAAUUACUGAUAUUCUGAAUUGAAACCUCGAGCCUCAUUAAUUGACUGAUGUGAGAUUACGUACUACCUUGUUCCACAAACAGGGUUUUUCUCCCUCUCAGAAAUCCUGAUUUCAAAUUGUGUCAGUAAAUGCAGAACCCAUAUAGCCUUGUUGUCAUCUUUCAUUCCACAACAUAAUAAGGCUAUCACAAUUAAACGGUGCAUCAGCUUAUUGAAACAUUAUUCCAUAGAGAAAACCAAAGAGGGGUAGACUUAUAUUGCAUCAUGGUUUUUGCUGAUUUUUCAAAGGCAUUUGAUCAUGUAUAACAUAAGCUAGGGACGUCUUUUUAAGCUACAGCUUACAGAGUCAGUGGUAAUUUAACUUGCUACAACGGUUUCAAGCUUUUGCCAUUGGAGUCCCUCAAGGGAUCUUCAUUGGGUCCUCUUUUAUUUUUGUGUGGCCUAUAUAUCGGUGACAAGUAAAGCUUACAUGUAUGAAUAAUUUAUCCUAGAUUCCCUUCCUAAGACAAAAUUUUAUAUUUGUUACUUUUUGGGGGACAGAGGAGUACGUAAUCAGAUACGGGAAAAUAUUUCAGUUAUAGUUUCAUUUUAAAUGAAUUACCAACUAGAAUGUUUAAAUUUCAAAUCCAUAAAUUGUGGCCAUUGUUGGGCAUUAAAGAUACAGUCCUUUACAUGGGAACUGAAUUACUUCUGUCAAGCUAAGUAUUGUAUUUAAAAGAAAUUUGUCUCUUAUGAUAUAUUUGCAUUCUAUUUUCAUUUCUGUUAGGUUCAAUGAGUUCCCUGUAUAAAGUAUUUACAAGUAGCAGUUGGGCCGCAGACUCACCCAUCUACCCACCCUUAAUUGGAUUCGGGUUUGAAAUCCUUAUACAGGAAAUGACGUCCUUGGAUGCCAAAGUUGUUUAAAAAUGGCAGGUCCUAAGAGUAGAGUUGCAGGUGGUGGCUUUUGGAGCCAGCCACAAGUUCAGUACAGUGCUGGCACACACCAAUUGCUAAAAGAUAUGAUGCAGGAGUCAAAAUUGACAAAUUUUCAACAAAGACAUCUUGAGAAGACCUUAAGAGGUGGUGGUCCAUUGCCCACACAGUGUGCCCCUACAAGCAGUUCAAAGAAAAAACCUACAUCUGCCCCGCAGAAGAAGCAAUCAAAAGUGCUCAAUGCCAGGAACUACAAACCAGUGUUAAGAACAAAAGAACAGAUGGAGGAAAUGGGUGCAUUUGAAAAGCCAGAUUACACACCACUGCCAAACACUAGAGGUCAAGACAAGGAUAGACAGAGAGAAAGACUAGCAAACAUCAUGGCAUUCGGUAAAGAUAUUGACCCCAAGAGAGAUAGAAAAAUGGCCAGAUCUCGACCCCCACCCCCAGAAGAUGACGACACUCAAAUUGACAGAUUUGAUGAAUUACAACUUGAAAUUGAUGAAAGAAGAGCGUUUUUGAGCGAGAUGGAGCAACACGGACAGGGAGCCAAGUAUCGACCUGUCAUUGAGACAGAAAUAUCUCAGAAAAUUCGUGAGAUGGAGUUGAUAGAUAAAAAGAGAACUGCCGAGUUGGAGAGAUUGCUGGAAGCAGACAGAAAAAAACAGCAGUCCUCCUCAUGACCACACCCAAAUGAUCUCCAAUCUGUACUAUAGAAAACGCUGGGAUGAAUACUGACCUACAGGCAUAUGUUGGUACACAGCAUAUUGAGAGUGGAGGACUAAGAUCCACCUCGUGUUAGCUUUGACUGACAUGUACAUUCACAAGGCAGGGUGUGGUUUUCAUUCUAUAGAGACAUGUUUGUACAGUGUACAAUAUGCUUUUUCCAAAUGUACAAGCUAGUUUACAGAGCUACUGAAAUAUAUAGCAUUAAUUUAUUUGUUGUUUGCAUUAUUGUAAAACAAGUUACACUGUAUUUACCGCAGUUUUAACAUUAUUAAUGUAGCAUCCGUCCACACUUUUGAAUUUGGUCAAGAGUAUAUUCACCUUUCAGUAAAUAAUCAGAUGGUGGGGGUUGUAUAUGAUCACUGUUCGUUAUCUUCACCUUUCAUCUGAACUUUUUUUGUAUUUGAUAAACUUGUAUGCUGUAUGUUGAUCCAUUCAGGAUUUAUGAUUUUCAAGUGUAUAUGACAUGUGCGUAUCAUUAAAAUGAUUUACCAGUCAUGAAGAAUAAAA